GAAACGUGUCCCGCGCGCCACGCCGUCUGUUUCCAGGGCAGCCCGGCGCCUCUUAGCAACCGCGCGCGCUGCCUGGGUCUCCUCCCGGCGCCCCCAGCUUGCCAUGGCGGCCGCGGGUCCUAGCGUCUUCCUGCUCAUGGUCAACGGGCAGGUGGAGAGCGCCCAGUUUCCUGAGUACGAUGAUCUCUACUGCAAGUACUGUUUUGUGUACGGCCAGGACUGGGCCCCCACGGCGGGUCUGGAAGAGGGCAUCUCACAGAUCACGUCCAAGAGCCAAGAUGUGCGGCAAGCACUGGUGUGGAACUUCCCCAUCGACGUCACCUUUAAAAGCACCAACCCCUAUGGCUGGCCGCAGAUCGUGCUCAGCGUGUACGGGCCGGACGUGUUCGGGAACGAUGUGGUCCGAGGCUACGGGGCGGUGCACGUGCCUUUCUCCCCCGGCCGGCACAAAAGGACCAUCCCCAUGUUUGUCCCAGAAUCUACGUCUAAACUGCAGAAGUUUACAAGCCGACCUCAGAGAGAGAAAUGCAGUGGCCCUGGCAGCUCCGUGGAUUCACACUUGGGACGUGCCAGGCUCGUGGUGGCUGCCACCCGUGCCUCCAUCCUCACAGCAACCUGUGAGGUGGGUGCUGUUAGAGCCCCACUCCUCAGAUGGAGAAACUGAGGUGCAGAGCGGUGGUGAUGCCCACCCAGCCCCGGCUGGAACCCUGGGUUCCCCAUUUCCCUCCCUGUCCUCUUCCUUGGGGCUGGGCAUCUGUGAGGCCCCCACUGUGUCCGCACAUGGCCUGCGGACAGACUGGGCGGUUGUUCCUUCACCCAGCAGCGUGAGCUGGCAGACGGAGGCCCUGCCCUGGGCAGCACCAGUGGCACUGGCGCCCUCCACCAUCAGGGUGGGCCGGGCCGAGGGAAGACUCACCCAGCCUCCGCCCAGCUUCCCUGCCCGUCGGGUGGCGAGGGCGGCUGUGCCUGGACCGGUGCCGGGCCCUCCUGUGGGUCAGCCCCUCCACGGAGGGCAGGGCGGAGCCCGUGCUGGGAGCUGCUGUGCACCAGAAGACGGGCAUUUCCAGGAGUGUGGGGACCGCGAGAGGCGCAGGGGCCUCGCUCCUUACAUACGGGAGGCCACGGGGCCUUCCUGGCACCCCGCGCUGCCCAAGUGGUCACAUCGUUGACCUCCCCAGUGCAGGUCCCCAAAGUGCAGGCCCGGGAGGUGGCUCCGGGACAAAGCCCGCGUCUGCCUGGCCCACCCAGCCAGGAAUAGUGCACGUGUCUGUUUCCGGCUCGAGUGGGUGUGUCGGAGGCGAGGCUGCUGCUCUGGAAGGAGCUGCCUUGGCUCAGCGCCACGGGGCCUGGAGCCAGGAGGCCGUGGUCCCGUGCAGCUCCACUGCUUCCUAACUGUGGCCUUGGGCGAGUCACUGGACUUCUUUCCCCUCUGUAAGGAGGGGAUACGCAGAGCCAGGCUGCUGUGAGGGGAAGGAAGGCAGCGGGGGUCGGGGCACCUCACCAGGGUGAGUGGCGUUAGAUGAUGGAGUGUGUCACUGCAGAC
Diceros bicornis minor is the source of this 1543-nucleotide messenger RNA. It is a transcript of the gene B9D1, whose product is annotated as B9 domain containing 1. The record is from RefSeq and is a predicted model, not a curated record. NCBI's taxonomy places the organism in Eukaryota, Metazoa, Chordata, Mammalia, Perissodactyla, Rhinocerotidae. The transcript is spliced from 6 exons. Gene Ontology annotation, biological process: cilium assembly. Bases 104 to 664 code for a protein of 186 amino acids. Gene Ontology annotation, cellular component: MKS complex.